Molecule: messenger RNA, 1966 nt
Organism: Neopelma chrysocephalum (saffron-crested tyrant-manakin)
Lineage: Eukaryota; Metazoa; Chordata; Aves; Passeriformes; Pipridae
Product: vitamin D3 hydroxylase-associated protein-like
Exons: 9
Coding region: 370-1824 (484 amino acids)
Biological process (GO): fatty acid catabolic process
Molecular function (GO): amidase activity; fatty acid amide hydrolase activity
Source: RefSeq, a predicted model, not a curated record
GUAGGGAUAGCCCAGACCUGGGCUUUGCAGGCAGUCAGCUUUGUGUGCAGCCAGGGACAGCAGCAGACAGUGGCUUGGGGAGACACAGAGUUGGGGGACACCCCAGCCUUGGGGAAGCCCCCCAAACUGAGUAAGCUGAGCACAUGGCUUUGCAGCCUGACCCACAGCACUGCUCCAGCAGGCAGACCCUUUCAAAGUCCAUGGUCUAGAAAGUCCAUUCCUGGACUUUGUUAAGGCAACUCUGCUUCAGAGCUGAUCCUGCACAGCAGGGCAGUCACAGAGUCUGCAUUUAUCUGCCCUCCUGAGGAGAAGGUGGGAGACUCAGGUGUCUGUAGCUGGACCCAAACCGAAAGGACGGGGAGAGAAAUCAUGACCCAAGAGCAGGUCCUGGAUCCAUCGUGGGGGGACCCUCGUGCCCUCUCAGCUCUGCUCUGCAGUUCAGCUUCAGCUGUCAUGCUCCUGAAAUGGCUGGGACACAGGCAGGUCCAGCAGAAGAUGCAUGAGGCAAGGAGGUCUUGGGAUCUGGCCCUGGAAAGGAUGGAGAAGGCGACUCGGAGGUUUAAGCAAGAGAACCCAGGCACCCAGACCACGCAUAUCCUCUCGCUGACAAUGAUGGAGCUGGUGGAGAAGCUGAAGGAGGGGUCCCUGUCCCCAGAGAGCAUCCUCUACUCCUACAUGGACAAAGCUUUGGAGGUGAACCAGGAGGUGAACUGUGUGACAGACUUCAUUCAUGACUGUGAGGAUCAGCUCCAGAAACUGAAGAAGCAGAAGGAGAAGGGGCUGCUCUAUGGCAUUCCCAUAAGCAUCAAGGACCACAUUAACUGCAAGGGCCACAUCUCCUCUGGAGGGAUGGUGAAGUUUCUGGGCCAAGUGAAGGAAGAAGACAGCGUCAUCAACCGGGUUCUAAAGCACCAGGGGGCAAUCCCCUUUGUGAAAACCGACAUCCCACAGACAAUGAUAAACUACGACUGCAGCAACCUCAUCUUUGGCCAGACUCUGAACCCUCUAAACCACCAGAAGAGCCCCAGGGGCUCCUCGGGAGGGGAGGCAGCUCUGAUCGCAGGGGGAGGCUCCAUCCUGGGCGUCGGCUCAGAUGUAGCCGGCAGCAUCCGCCUGCCCUCCAGCUUCUGUGGGCUCUGUGGGCUCAAACACACAGGCAACAGGAUCAGGUACAUCCCAGCUUCUGUCCUCUUCUUCCACCCGGUGGGGAAACUGCAAGGUGUCCCCAAAAGUGCAUCAAACUUUGCAAUAGUGUCCAUGGUUUCCUCCAGGCUUAAGUUAGCACCUAACCUGCCCUCGUGCCAGCUUGGGCUAAAGGCUCUAUUAAUGACACAAGAUGACUUCUACCUGUUAGCACAACAAAGACUUAUUCAGUUUUUAAUAGCCCUGGCCAAGAAGCUAUCUGCCAAAAACCUCUGGGAUCAGCACGGAGCGGUGGCGGUUUACCACACGGAAUUCAUUGCCAAAUGGAGGAAGCUGAGGCUGGAUGUGAUCCUUUGUCCUGCCCUGGGGCCAGCCUUUAACCACAGCUAUGCUGGGAAGCUCUUUGCUGCGACCUCCUACACCAAUUUAUACAACGUGCUGAACUUCCCUGCUGGGGUGGUGCUGGUCAGCACGGUCACGAGAGCCGACAAAGAGGAACUGAAGCAUUACCAAGGGCACUACAGAGACCCUUGGGAUAAGAGGCUGAAAGAGGCUGUGGAAGGAGCUGUGGGGUUGCCAGUGGCUGUCCAGUGCGUGGCUCUGCCGUGGCAGGAGGAGCUGUGCCUUCGCUUCAUGAAGGAGGUGGAGACGCUUGCCCACAACACAAAGAGAAAUGUGUGAUUUCUGGGAACCAGCCCUUGCUGUGAUGACUUUUCAUUCCCUGCCCUUCACUCCAGCCACCUUCUACCUGAUACAAAGGUAGAUAGCAAGUCUCUGAAAUAACAUUUCAAUAAACUGGCACAAAAUGCUGUUUAAAAAUAGC